UUGUAAUUACUAUCGACAGCUCAGUACAAGAUCUCUCGCUGCCGCAGAUGCGUUCGUUGCACGUUGGCAGUAUCCAAAAAAAUUAAUCGGCGCCGAUAGAAACAGUUCGAGCUUGAUUCGACAGCCAGCAUCGGAGACACAAUCGUUGCUAGUGAUCCUCAAGCAAAGAAAUUGAGACUGCCAAUAUGCAGAAGUUUUCGCUGACGUUCCUCGUGACUACAUUAGUCGCACUCUUCGUUGCGGAGUUCUCGAGUGGUCAUCCUACGAAUGUCUCACAAUCAACCAACUACACCAAUAUAAUCGGAGGAAUCUCGUUCCGACAACCCGGGGGAAAAAUCUGUUGUACGCCCAUCUUAGAUAGGAGCGAUUAUGUUGUUACGCCGGGCCUAGGAGCCCACAAGAUUCAUAAACGCAGGGCGACAUGGAACGAAGCCCGAAAGAUCUGUCUGAUGGAAGGAGCUCACUUGGCUGUGUUAGAUUCUACUAGGAAAAACAACCUGUUCAAAGAAUGGAUGUCUCAAGAGUCCUUGGAAACCCUCUGGUUAGGCUUUCACGACCUGUUUGAGGACGGCUCCUGGACCACCGUGACCGGCGAUUCGGUCGAUACAAUGGGCUAUCAUCCAUGGGCUAAAGGCGAGCCCAACAAUUUGAGGAAUGGACGAAACCAUGGACAGCAUUGUGCGAUCCUUUCGGUACACGUCAUGGAAGCCAUGGGAGCUGAUGACGGCCACUGCGAUGGCACGUCUCCGUUCGUCUGCGAAAUCGAUUUGUGUGGACACCUAAAUCCCCCUACUGUUCCCAAUGCAGAGUCGAUCUCAAAAGUCAGUUAAUAAAUCCCCUUUGAAGUAAGAUUAUCAUAGAUUGUUCAGUAUCGUUGUAACAAGGAUAUCAAGAUUCUUUGAAACUCAUAUGGAAUAAACAAUUUUUGUCAUCAUGAUAA
This is a messenger RNA of Megalopta genalis, 940 nucleotides long. Its product is annotated as hemolymph lipopolysaccharide-binding protein. Lineage: Eukaryota; Metazoa; Arthropoda; Insecta; Hymenoptera; Halictidae. The record is from RefSeq and is a predicted model, not a curated record.